GCCUGCAGGCAGCAGCUCAACCCUUUCAGACAGCCAGUGUGGGGGAGAACGUUGCUGCCGUACUCCUGUGUGUGAGAGUGUGUGUGUAUAAUACUGUAUAUGUGCAUGACUGUGUGUGUGAGACAGUGUUUUAAGCAGCCUCUUAGGAUGAGCGCAGAGGGAGACAGACGGUGCUGUGAUUGAGAGUUGGUAACAUCGCCUCUCUUUGCCGCCUCACCCUGUCCACAGCCCAUCCUGCCCUCCUCUCCCUUUCCUCUGGCUCUGAUCUACAACACCGCUGGGAUGUCUUCUUCUCCAGGAUCCAUGGACGGCAGCCAGAGGAAUAGCUGGUUAGUGCUGAUUGUCCAUCGGGCUUGAGAAUGCUGCAAGAAGGAGGAGGAGAAGAAGGAGGAGGAGGAAGAGGAUGUUGAGUGGGCCUGACAGCAGUAGAGUGACUCAGUUUGCCCCCAGGUUCCCACUCCUACGCUUUUCUUGUCUGCACAAACCAAAGUAGAAUGCAGAUAGCCUGGGCACUGUGUUCCCCGGAUAAGGUGCCACCCCAGGUGAACGAGGCGGAGCCUGCCCAGGUUAAGUUAAAGGAGGUGGAGUCUAGCCAGUUUAAGCUGCAGGAGGUGGAGCCUGCCCUGGUGAAUCUGAAGGAGAGGCAGAAGUUCUUUGAAGAGGCAUUCCAGCAAGACAUGGAUCAGUACCAGUCCACCGGCUACCUGCAGAUCAGUGAGAGGAGAGGGCCAAUAGGCAGCUUUUCAUCCAUGGAGGUGAACGUAGACAUGCUGGAGCAGAUGGACCUGACGGACAUGUCCGACCAUGAGAGCCUUGAUGUCUUCCUCCACUCUGGGGGAGAGGACAACAGCGUUGCCUCGCCCAUGCUGGGUCCAGACGUGGAGUCAUUAACCACAGAGAUCACACUGCAGGUUCCCACCCAGGCUGAGCUAAGACACACGCUCUCCUCCCUGUCAUCCACAGACAGGCAGGACACCAAGGCUAGCGAGGAUGAAGGGGGUAGGGAGGACCACAUCCACUGUACUGCCGGGGUACAAUCAUACGAAACAGAGGUUCCCCCCCAACACAGGCCUAGCAGGGAGGCCACUGCUCCAGCCACCCAGAAACCAGCCACUUAAACACUGAGGUCAGCAGCUCACAGGCCACGUAAGGGCCAAGGUAGAAACGAAGACACUGAACUGCCCAAAACCCUGCAAGGACUGGUUGCGAUGCAUGGAAGAAGAGAUGCAUCAUUUAUGUUCACUGUAUUUUCAUCCGUUUUGUAAAUAACUAAUUCCAUG
Messenger RNA from Oncorhynchus gorbuscha (pink salmon), 1280 nucleotides. Its product is annotated as dysbindin-like. Gene Ontology annotation, cellular component: cytoplasm; BLOC-1 complex; neuron projection. The coding region runs from base 495 to 1118 and encodes 207 amino acids. Lineage: Eukaryota; Metazoa; Chordata; Actinopteri; Salmoniformes; Salmonidae. The record is from RefSeq and is a predicted model, not a curated record. Gene Ontology annotation, biological process: anterograde synaptic vesicle transport; regulation of synaptic vesicle exocytosis; platelet dense granule organization. The transcript is spliced from 6 exons.